Molecule: messenger RNA, 4632 nt
Organism: Etheostoma cragini (Arkansas darter)
Lineage: Eukaryota; Metazoa; Chordata; Actinopteri; Perciformes; Percidae
Product: zinc finger protein DPF3-like
Exons: 11
Coding region: 1105-1971 (288 amino acids)
Cellular component (GO): nucleus
Source: RefSeq, a predicted model, not a curated record
ACAAUUACUUUGUUGCCAACUUGUACAUUAAAAGUGUCUGUUCGUGCAUGUGUUUUCCAGCCGUGUGCAUAUGACAGAUUGGGCUGCCAGAAUUAAUUUUUGUGUACUUCUUGCAUGGUAAAGUAGCCUCGUAUAGUUCUUUUAUUCCACAAGAUUUUAACAUUUAGUCCUAAACAUGUACGAUAGCCUGCCUGGCAUUUUACUGCACUCGAGGAGCUUUUCCUGCCUACGGCUAUGAUUUCAACACAACAGUGUCAUCUUUCCUGGGCUGUAAAUUAAUUUGAAAACUGACGACAAUGUGCCUUUGCGCUGCACCGAAUAAUUAAAAGCCGAUUUUCUUCGUGCUCGGUUGGGCAUAGCAGGGGGAUAUCUGACAUUCCGAAAGUCGUUUAUAGUUGGUGUAUUUGUCGACAUGUCAACUUUGGCUCCGCUGAGCGCAGACGUGGUCAGGACCCGGUAAAGCAAGGGAGGAGGCAUUUUGUGUUUGCAUGCUUACUGGCGAAAUCGACAAAAGUGACAGCAAUUUAAGUCUGCCGUUGAAAAUAGCUUGUCACUCUGUGCUCAAAUAGCACAUGCUAUAGUCGUUUUUAUCCCUCAACUUCAAAGCAAUGCUCCACCUUUUUCUCCAUUUCCCCUUUGUUCUUCUAUUUUGCUUCACCAGUUCCACUGGUUAACAUAUUACCACAAUUAGACACAUUUAGCCUUCUGCUUCUUGUCUAAUUAUUUAGCAUUUGUUGACACGCACAUUCAGUUGGACGCGACAAAAGCCUUCAGCCUGUAUUGAUGUGUUAUCAUCAUCACGGCUCUUUGGGACUGUGGAGGUAGAGCAGGCACUCCACUGUGCCUUUAAGUGGAGGAGUGCUGGAGAUUAGCUUGGUCCAGGAUCCUGGGCCCAUCUGUCAGAGAGAUGCUCCGACAGUGAGGAAGUGUUGGGAACAAGCAGGAGAACCAUCUGCUCCUCCAUAGAGGUUGGGCGACCAGUUCUAUAAGGACGCCAUAGAGCAGUGCCGCAGCUACAAUGCUCGCCUGUGUGCUGAACGCAGCGUCCGCCUGCCAUUCCUGGACUCACAAACCGGUGUGGCCCAGAACAACUGCUACAUCUGGAUGGAACGACACCACCGCAGCCCCGGGGUCGAAGCCGGGCAGAUGUACACAUACCCUGCCCGCUGCUGGAGAAAGAAGAGACGGCUGCACAACACCACGGAUCCCCGCCUGGGCAUCUACGGUCUCAAGCUCGACAGCGUAAAGGACACUUUGCCCGCCCAGAGCACCACGCUGGAGGCUCUGCUACGAGGAGAAGGUCUAGACAAGAGGAACAACUCUAAGAACGAUGAGGAGAGCUUGCUGGAGAUCCAGAGAGUUCUGGAGGCAGACGCAGCAGAAGAUGCUUUCAAUGAUGAUGACGACUAUGAGGUGGACACUCCCAAGAGGAGACAUCGGGGCAAAGGAAGAGGUCGGGGUUCAGGCCGUCGGAAGGCAGAUAUGGAUGACGACAAGCCAUAUGUCUGUGACAACAGAUACAAACAAAAGCAGAACUCAAAAUCUUCGGCCUCAGUCUGUGCAAAGCGCUACAGGAACCGUACAGGACUAAGCUACCACUACACCCAUUCCCAUCUGGCAGAGGAGGGCAGAACUGGAGAGAGAAGCUCAGUGGCGUCUAAGUCCCCAUCUGCACAACAGACUGACAGACACAAACGUCCAAAGGGUCCAGGUGGAACCAAUAUUUCCAACAACUACUGUAAUAAAUGCCAGGGCUUGAUCAAGAAAACGGGUAAAUCUGGAUCUCCCUACUCAACCUGCCAAUGCAAAACUGACCGUGGAGAAGAGAAGGAAGAUGGGACUUUUACUGGAGCAGAGGAGCUGUUUGGCACCACCUCAGAGAGCGACACCUCCACCUUUCACGGCUUUGAAGACGACGAUCUGGAAGAGCCCGCCACAAACAGCAAUGGAAUAUCCAACCGGCACAGAUAAAAAGAACCUUUUAGAUUGAAAGAGACAUUUUUUAUAUGGAUUAACCUCUGGCAAAAAUCUGCUGCUUCUUUUUCAAUGUUUUUUUGUUUGCAGAAAGCACAAAGUGAUAAUUUCAGGACAGAAAUGCAAGUGGUAUUUUAUCUACUGAACAUUGUUGAAUAAUUUAUGAACACCUUUUCUAUAUAUAUAUAUAUAUAUAUAUAUAUAUAUAUAUAUAUAUAUAUAUAUAUAUAUAUAUAUAUAUAUAUAUAUAUAUAUAUAUAUAUAAACAAACUUUCAAGGCUAUGAAGGACAGUGUUUCAAGGGACUUGGUCUCCAUGCAAAACAGAAGAUGGAGUGUUUUGUUUUCCCGUUACUGGAGUAGGAGGAGCAUAAACGUUAGGAACAAAAAACACUGGAGAAAUUUGAAAAAUUGAAAAUUUUAAAGGCAUAAAUGAUACAGUAUAUUUGGAAGAUGAUUGAAUGUCAUUGCAGACCAUUCUUAAGCUACUGGGUGUUUUUGAAUCAGUAGUCGGGUGCGACUAUGAAGGUCUCUGCUUCUGCUCUAAUUCUGGAUUAAACUUGUGUGGAAAUGAAGGAACCAAUGGAAGAAUUGCCACAGGCCACUGGAAAUGUUUGAAAAUGAAGACACCUUUCAAUAUAGUCUUUACAGAUAAAGGAGGACUAAAUCAAUGAAAGGAGCACUCAGCACAUUGUCAUGUGGCCCACAGGUGGGGGUGACCAGUGAAGAAGAGGAUUUUACUCUGAAAAAACUGAGCCUUCAUGUCCCUUCUGAUUUGGGCCUAAAAUAACUGACUGAAACGGAUCAACAGACAUCCACCACUUUAACAGGCCAUGUGGCUUAAUUGAAGCAACUGCUCCCUUGAUGAUAUGUAUCGAUCCCUUCUGAGCAUUUGAUAUGUGAGUAGAUUCAGCUUCAUUUUUAUCCUUUCUGCACUGUGCUGGAGCUCCGCUGAGCUAUGGGAACACUAAAGGCCAGGCCUUUGGACUGUUUGUGCCCCUCGGCCCAGCCUGCCCACUCCUGCUCUGUGACUGUGUGUCUGCCUUGUGAUCCGAUGUGACACUAAGACGUCAUAAUCCUCAUCACUGUGCCAGCUUGCCGCUCUGCACUGGAAACCAGCUCUGACAGCCAUGACCCCUCCAACCUGAUUGGACCAGUGACCCGCUGACCCCCAGCCAUAAACAUGGUGCUCAAAUCCACCACUAUUACAUGCAGACCUCUGGACUACUGUAUUAAUACCCUGACUACUGUAUUAAUACCCUGACAGGGAUGCAAAAGUUUUAACUUUCUGCCUCUUCCCCUCUUGUCUGUUUUUGCUCUCUAUUUCCUGAGCCUCUGUGAUCUCAUUCUAAAUUUGAAUGCGUCGCAGUAAUUUAGCUCAUUUUAUUUUCAUCUCUUCUCUGUUGUAUAAUAUUUCUAUGUUUUGAACUCUUUAAAGUUUGAUUAUUAUGACUUCUUGGGUUUGUUCAGACUGUAUUAAUACCUCUGUUCUGAUCAGGUGCACAAUAGCCACAACUACUCAGGCAUCUUUCAUUUACUUUGCUGUUGAUUGUUCAGCCCUGGUUCAUGUGAUUGUAUUCAGUUGGCAAGGAGGGACAAUAACGCCACGAAAGGAUCCCAUUGUAAUCAACUCCCAACAGGGAUUUGGGUUGUUGCAGUCUCAUUGUAUAGGAAAAGAUUGCUAUAACAAACUUCAACUUUGUUGGCUAUCCGUUUCACAUCUACAGUCACAGCAGAUUGUGACAGCAGUGGGAAUCAUCUCCGAUGCAUUUGAAAACAAUAUUGUUGCUAAAGAGACAUAACUCUGCUCAGAUCCACAUGCUUAGGGAGAAGUGAAAACUGUAUAUCCAAAUUAAGUGACAUUUCUGUUGAGUGCUUUAGAGGGCCUAAUUGCUUUAUGACAUUUAGAAGGUGCUUGGAGUACUGUAUCAAAAAGCAUUUUAGGGCGAAAGAUUGCACAUACUGUGCAAGAGGUCCUGGUCCUUCCAUGUGACAAAGUAUUGCUGCAAUGUAUUAUUAGCUGCUCCAGUUUUGAAGCUAACCAACAAUCCUAUCUUACUGACUUGCGUAAGUGCAUGUGCAUUCAAACCAUCUUUCUUCACUUCCCUCAGGGACCCUCAACACAACCCUUUCUCCUUUUGGAGAAAGGAUGGAUCUGAAUGGACUUCUCAAUUAUCUUGUCUCUUUUUCUUGUAUCGGUUAUUUGGUGUUUCCACAGUUAAAUGGGUCAUUGUGUCUUUUAUUUUCCAAAGUCAUGCCAGUGAGUGAAAGCAUGUGUUCCUCAAUCAUAACCUGCUUAAUGUUACCUACCGUAUAUGAACAGGCCUAGUGUGGUGCAGUUCUGAACAAAAAGAGACGCUCCUAAAAUGCAGAAGUCAGUGAUGUCUGCUUUGACUUACCAUAUGUGUCACCAAUCAUUGAAUAGCCUGUAUACCUCGUCCAAGACACAGCAAUAGGCCCUGGUAUUCUCUUGUCAAAGCCUGCCGGGGGUGGAGAUGGAGGAUAAUGGUGGGAACGGAGCCAGGAGGAGAUGAAAUGGACAUGACUGGGCAUUUGUUUCAUCUUCAGCUGUAAAUAUGAAAUGGAGAGAAUGAAGAAGUCUUUGUUUGUUAAACUAUUUUUAUUGUUCUGAAAAAAUAAAGAAAAAGAAUGAAUGGUAA